CCUCGCCGCCCGCAAAAAAAACAGUCUCUGAUUUUUAGCUGCACUGGCUACCGCGUACGAUGUUCCCGUCCAAGUUCAUGGCUGAGCACAUCCACCACAUGAUGAACUCCUCGGGUGGUCAUGAGGGGCAUCACACAGCGGAUCACGCCAGUGAGAACCACCACAUGGACAGGGGCGCAAUGGCGCACGGUACGAUGGACCACAAUGCGAUGGGACACGGGGGGAUGGACCAUGCAUCCAUGGGCCACUCGGUUGAAGCGACUGCUUCUGCUUGCAGUGGGAGCGGACAUGGGUUGCAUGGCAUGAUGUCGAUGGCUUUCCACGGUGGCUACUGUGAGACAGUCCUCUUCGACAUGUGGAAAAUCUCCUCGAUAGGUGGACUCAUCGGCUCGAUGAUCGGAAUUAUAAUCAUGGCGGCUUUAUACGAAGGGCUCAAAUACUACCGUGAGUACCUCUUCUGGAAGACGUACAACGCCCUCCAGUACAGGAGUGUCUCAAUGCCAGCUGAGAAGAACGUCGUGGCUGAGGAUAAUCGCGUCGUCCACAUGGUCGGCGAAGUUAUCCAUAAACAACCACCUACGAUGAUCUCGCAGAUGCAUUUCUUCCAAACAUUUCUACAUAUCGUACAAAUAGUUCUGUCGUACUUCCUCAUGCUGAUCUUCAUGACGUACAACACGUGGCUCUGCUCAGCAGUGGUUCUGGGUGCAGCCAUUGGCUAUUUCCUCUUUGGCUGGAAGAAAUCAGUGAUUGUGGACGUGACAGAGCACUGUCAUUAAUUAAGUCUCGGUGAUACCAUCGCACACAACUCAUUAGGCUCAUUUAAAUGUCCUGGAUGUCUCAAAUAAUACGAAGAAAAGACUCAUCUCCAGUUGAUUGCCCACGAGGCAAUAAACGAAUAUUUUAAUGAAUGAGGAUGACGUCUCAGUGGCACCUGGCCCAUGGGACUCACCAAAAUUAUUAAUAUAUUUUUUUAAAUAAUAAUUAAUCAAUUGAUACCAUCAAACCAAUAUUAAGCAGUAUUUUUACACAUCAAUUAGCAGACUCAUGCAAUUGUUAUUUUCCACUUUUUAAGUUUAAAAUUGAGGAGUGAAGGGGUAAUUGUCAUUUUUAUUGGAGCUAAUGAUUAAUUUUAUGAGGGCCGGAAUCUUAUAAAGUUGAAAUUUUUAGUGAUAAAACGAAUUAUGUAAAUACUGUUGAGCUUUGAGAAUGAUUGAAUAUUGCAUUAUUGAUGAGGUGAAUAUAGAAUUUUUAUAUGAACUUCUGGAAUUUUGAGGUCAUUUUAGGGGUGAUGUUUUUGGGAAAUGUCUCGCAAUCUGAGAGAGGUGGAGAAAUUUUUGUGGAUCCCUUGAAAUUUAUUACAAAAAAUGUCUGCACACAAGUGUUUACUCACUACUAUGAGUUGGAAAAGUUGUGGGAUAUUGGAGUGAGAUUUCUCAUGCUUGGAAGAUCAAUUAUAUUGCUAGCUCGCGACUUUUAAAACUCACAGUAGUUUCCCUUUAAUUGAUGACAUCACAGCAAUUUUGAUCAGUAUUUUACAUACCAAUUUUCCACUUUUCAAGUUUAAAAUUGAGGAGUGAAGGGUAAUUGUCAUUUUUGUGGCAAGUUUCGAGGGCCACGAGAAAGGUUUCUUGACGUUUUUCUCCGGAGUCGAUAGUUUGAGAGAGGCUUGCGAAUAAAUUCAUCUCUGAAGUGAUGGAGCAGUUGAUUCUUCUGCUCAAAUCACUUCAGAGAUGAUUAAAAACCCAGUUUUCGUUUGAUUAAGUUAUUUCCACGUUCGAUUAGUCCUACAAACCUUUGGUUAAGCUUGUAAAUUCGUUAGUUAUAAUUAGAGUAACUUAGUGUCUAGUGUAGAUACGAGACAAUACAUUAUUUCGUUUUUCAAAGAAGCAGAUUGUUCACUUUAUUCCUCACAUUCCCUUCUUUUUAUCAUAUAAAAUUUAUUCAAGGCGCAGGUAAUUAGUGUAGCCAUUAGGUGUUGUUGACAUUUGCGUAAAAAAUUGGUUUGGAGAUUGAUAAAAAUAUGGUUGGUCUGACCGUUGAUGGAGUCAUAAAGAAAUCACGACUGGCUCAGAAUGGCUUCCUUCAGUUGUCAAUAGCUCGGGAUUGGUAGAGUGAAAUUUGAAAAAUGCAUCAUUCGUUCAAGAGACAUCGAAGAUUUAGUGGAGCCAUUUUUUCUCACCCUCUCUUAAUUGCUCAAUCCGAAAAUAUCUUUCCUGAUAAAUUUUGCAUAAUUAUCGAUUUAAUGAUUAUGAACUAUUACUGCAUGAUUAACGCUUGCGUAAUCAAUCCUCCAGAUAACUCAAUCACUUGUGAUAGGGUCUCUCACUCGUCAUUAUCAUACGACUAAUUAAAGUGUAAUUAACUUUCUUACACAUAUCUGCAAAUUUAUGAAUAAUUUAAUCGUUAAAAAAUUAUAAUUUACAUCAAUCAUUCAAUUAUAAAAUUUAAUUUCACAAGCACUAGUUGAGAUAAUUUUUAGUUCCUGAAUUGUACAAUUUUUUCGUUGACUUUCGUAAUUUUUUCAUCGAAAUGUUAAUUUUUUGUAAAUCAAUUGCGAUUUAUUCGAGUUCAUUAGCUACUAUAAGGCAGAUACAAAUGAUUAAGCUAAAUACACGUGGAUUUUAACUGCGUUCCAACUAUUAAUUAAAACAUUAUCACAUGACAA
Molecule: messenger RNA, 2665 nt
Organism: Diachasma alloeum
Lineage: Eukaryota; Metazoa; Arthropoda; Insecta; Hymenoptera; Braconidae
Gene: Ctr1A
Product: high affinity copper uptake protein 1
Exons: 5
Coding region: 60-776 (238 amino acids)
Biological process (GO): copper ion transmembrane transport
Cellular component (GO): membrane
Molecular function (GO): copper ion transmembrane transporter activity
Source: RefSeq, a predicted model, not a curated record